GAAUUGAUCCCACUCAUACUGUGCACAGCCUGCCUCCAUCCUGAACCUAAAGAGAGAGAUCAGCUUCUACACAUACUGUUCAAUUUGAUCAAACGACCAGAUGAUGAGCAAAGACAGAUGAUACUGACUGGGUGUGUGGCGUUUGCCCGACACGUUGGACCAACACGUGUAGAAGCUGAGCUUUUACCACAGUGUUGGGAACAGAUCAACCACAAAUACCCAGAGAGACGGCUACUGGUAGCAGAAUCCUGUGGAGCUCUAGCACCUUACCUUCCAAAAGAAAUUCGUAGUUCAUUAGUACUUUCCAUGCUGCAGCAAAUGCUAAUGGAAGAUAAGGCAGAUCUGGUACGAGAAGCUGUGAUCAAAAGCCUUGGCAUCAUUAUGGGAUAUAUUGAUGAUCCAGACAAAUAUCAACAGGGCUUUGAACUGCUGCUUUCAGCUUUAGGAGACCCUUCAGAACGUGUAGUUAGUGCAACACAUCAGGUAUUUUUACCUGCUUAUGCUGCCUGGACAACAGAACUGGGAAAUUUACAGUUCCAUCUUAUACCUACACUGCUUAAUAAAAUUGAAAAAUUGCUCAGGGAAGGAGAACAUGGCUUGGAUGAACAUAAGCUCCACAUGUAUCUGUCUGCUCUGCAGUCUCUGAUUCCUUCACUCUUUGCACUGGUGCUACAGAAUGCACCUUUCACAAGCAAGGCUAAACUUCAGGGAGAAGUACCACAAAUAGAAGUCACUAGAUUUCCCCGACCUGUAUCGCCUCUUCAGGAUGUGGCCAUCAUCAUUGGAAGCCGUGAACAAUUAGCAGUGCUGUUGCAACUGUAUGAUUACCAACUAGAACACGAGGGUACCACAGGCUGGGAGACGUUGCUAUGGGUAGUCAAUCAACUGUUACCACAGCUUAUAGAAAUAGUUGGCAAGAUCAAUGUAGCAUCAACUGCCUGUGUCCAUGAGUUCUCUAGAUUUUUCUGGAGACUUUGUAGGACAUUUGGGAAAAUUUUUACAAACACAAAGGUAAAACCACAGUUCCAGGAAAUCUUAAGACUGUCUGAGGAAAACAUAGAUUCCACAGCCGGGAAUGGAGUGCUAACAAAAGCCACAGUUCCCAUCUAUGCAACAGGGGUCCUUACGUGUUAUAUUCAGGAAGAAGACCGCAAGCUCUUAGUCGGAUUCUUAGAAGAUGUAAUGACCAUGCUUUCACUAUCCCACGCUCCUCUUGACAGCCUGAAAGCUUCCUUUGUGGAACUGGGUGCAAACCCAGCUUAUCAUGAGCUGCUCUUAACUGUCUUAUGGUAUGGAGUUGUCCAUACUUCUGCUCUUGUUCGAUGUACAGCUGCUAGAAUGUUUGAGCUGUUGGUGAAGGGGGUACAUGAAACUCUGGUAGCUCAGAGAGUUGUUCCUGCUCUCAUUACUCUCUCCAGUGACCCUGAAAUCUCAGUAAGGAUUGCAACAAUUCCUGCUUUUGGGACCAUCAUGGAAACUGUUACUCAGAGAGAGCUUCUGGAAAGAGUAAAAAUGCAGCUGGCAUCUUUCCUGGAGGACCCUCAAUAUCAAGACCAGCAUUCUCUACAUACAGAAAUCAUAAAAACAUUUGGAAGAGUUGGACCUAAUGCUGAGCCCAGAUUUAGAGAUGAAUUUGUUAUUCCACACUUGCAUAAGUUAGCCUUGGUCAACAACCAGCAGUCCGUGGAUUCGAAGAGACUGGAUAUCGCUACCCACCUGUUUGAAGCCUACAGUGCUCUUUCCUGUUGUUUUAUUUCAGAGGAUUUAAUGGUCAAUCACUUUUUACCAGGACUUAAGUGUUUACGAACUGACAUGGAACAUCUCUCGCCAGAGCAUGAGGUUAUUUUAAGCUCCAUGAUAAAAGAGUGUGAACAGAAAGUGGAAAACAAGACCGUCCAAGAACCGCAGGG
Molecule: messenger RNA, 1910 nt
Organism: Phaethon lepturus (White-tailed tropicbird)
Lineage: Eukaryota; Metazoa; Chordata; Aves; Phaethontiformes; Phaethontidae
Gene: RELCH
Product: KIAA1468 ortholog
Exons: 18
Biological process (GO): intracellular cholesterol transport
Cellular component (GO): trans-Golgi network; recycling endosome
Molecular function (GO): protein binding
Source: RefSeq, a predicted model, not a curated record